This is a messenger RNA of Theobroma umbraticum, 4648 nucleotides long. Its product is annotated as COP1-interacting protein-like protein. Lineage: Eukaryota; Viridiplantae; Streptophyta; Magnoliopsida; Malvales; Malvaceae. The record is from RefSeq and is a predicted model, not a curated record.
UCAAGUAAGUAAAUGUUGGUUUUUCUUCAGUUUUCACUUUCUCAGUUGAAUGGCAUCCUAAGACUUCAACAAAACAGUCUUUGGAUCCUCUCUCUCUCUCUCUAAAAGGAGACCCUUUCUUUUUUGUUUCACUUUCUCUCUCUAAAAACUUCUCUGUUUCUCUGAGAACUUUCCCUUUCCUUGGGGUCUUUCUGAUUCUCUGCAAAACCUUUUUCUGUUACUAAACUGAGCUAUCUUUAGAACCCAAAUGUCAAAAUUUUUUCUUUUUUGAAGAUUUUUGUGAAAAAUUGUAAGCUUUUAAUUUGAUAACAAAGUCAUUUCACCUUCAAAGAUCUGUCUUUUGAGGGGGUAACAAUGAAGUCUUCAACUCGGCUUGACUCAGUUGUGUUCCAACUCACACCAACUCGAACCAGGUGUGAUUUGGUGAUAUCUGCAAAUGGAAAGACAGAGAAAAUAGCUUCAGGUUUGCUUAACCCAUUUCUUGCCCACUUGAAGACUGCACAAGAGCAGGUGGCCAAGGGGGGUUAUUCAAUUAUCCUUCAACCAGAACCUAGCAUUGAUGCAUCUUGGUUCACAAAAGGAACAGUGGAAAGGUUUGUUCGAUUUGUGAGUACUCCAGAGAUCUUGGAAAGGGUGUAUACCGUUGAGUCUGAGAUUUUGCAAAUUGAAGAGGCUAUUGCAAUUCAAAGUAACAACAAUAUAGGAUUGAGUGCUGUAGAAGAUCAUCAAGUAAAACCUUUGGAAAGCAUAGAAGGCAGCAGGGUUACACCAGAUUCCAAUGAGGAGAAAGCCAUUGUCCUCUACACGCCUGGUGCACAGCCACCUGAAGCGAAUGGGUCUGCUGUGCAGGAAGGAAAUUCUAAAGUUCAACUUUUGAAAGUUCUGGAGACAAGGAAGACAGUGCUGCAGAAAGAGCAAGGUAUGGCCUUUGCACGUGCUGUAGCUGCUGGUUUUGAUGUUGAUCACAUGGCUCCUUUGAUGUCAUUUGCUGAAAGUUUUGGAGCCUCUCGUUUGAGAGAUGCUUGUGUAAAAUUUACUGAAUUAUGGAAAAGAAAGCAUGAAACCGGCCAGUGGCUUGAAAUUGAAGCAGCUGAAGCAAUGUCUAGUCGAUCUGAUUUCUCUGCUAUGAAUGCAUCUGGAAUUGUGCUUUCCAAUAUGAUCAAUAAGCAGAAAGAGCUCAAGGAAGCAUGGCCUGAAAUUUCAGAAAAUAGUGGAAAAGCUGGUGUUGAGUCAAGUACUGAUGAGAAGCCUCCAAUGGAUCAACAAACCCCUGGCCGUCAAGAAUAUUACCAAGCCCAGUUUCCUAUGUUUCCUCCCUGGCCUAUCCAUUCUCCACCAGGUGGUAUGCCAACCUUUCAAGGAUAUCCUAUGCAAGGCAUGCCCUACUACCCAAAUUAUCCAGGAAGUCCAUUUUUCCAGCAGCCUUAUCCAUCAAUGGAGGAUCCAAGACUAAAUGCUGGUCAAAGAAUACAGAAACGGCAUUCAAUGGAAAGCAGAGAUAGCCAUACUGGAUCAGAAACUUGGGAAAUGGAGAGAGCAAAUUCUCAAGAUGAAGAGGAGUUGGACAAUGAAACUUCACUAAGUCCAAAAUCAAGAAAGAAGAGCAGUAGGUCAGGUAAAAAGCAGUCAGGAAUGGUGGUCAUUCGGAACAUCAAUUAUAUCACUUCAAAGAGGCAAGACUCUUCAGGUAGUGAUUUGCAGUCACAUUCUGGCUCUGAAAUGGAAGAGGAAGAUGGAGAUUCUGAGCAUAAGAACUCUCUGAGAUCCUCAAAGGGGAAAGGAAGUCGCACAAAGUCUGUUGAUGCAUUGAAUUCAUUUGAUAGGGAAGAAACAGUUCCUGGGAAGGAGACAGACGGGGGACACUGGCAAGCAUUUCAAAAUUAUUUACUUAGAGAUGCUGAAGAAGAAGAACGUAGAAGUGAUCAAGGCAUGUUUUCAGUGGAAAAGGAGGUUCGAGGAAAGAGAAGACCAAAUAGAUUGGGUGAAGACCCUUCACUCUAUGGUGAACGAGAAAUGGGUCAAUUUGAAGAAGGGAAUACAACUGAUUUGGAUAAAAUUAGUGCAAGUGGCUCUCGCGUGCCUUUGGCAUCAAAUGAUCAGUCUUUGAUUUCUAGAAGAGCUGGUCACUCUGCUGAUGGUAGGAUUUUCAUGGAUGGUCAGAUGGAUUUAUAUUCUAAAGAAAUAGAUGGUAGGAGGGUGUAUAGGAGGAACUUAAAGGAUGAUUUUAUAAUAGAUAGGCAGCAGAAUCAGUCAGAUUUUACAAAUUCUCCAUCAGAUGCGUUGGCUUUUAAUGGGUUUGAACGUUCAUCCAACAGUUUGGAAAGAGGAUCAUCAAAUAAUAUAGAUGAUUCCUACAUAGUUCCAUUCAGGUCAACUUCAGUGACUGAAGUUGGAACUGAUGAUCGAAAUGCUAUCAAUAUGGAUUCUGAGUUCUCCUUGUCACUUCAGAAAGCAGAAAAUAUAUCUAGUAAGUUUGGAAGUCGGGUCAAAUACGAACCAGAUGAUUUAAGUUUGAUGCCUGAACGUGGAGCAGAAAUGGGGUCAAUUGGUUAUGAUCCUGCUUUGGAUUAUGAAAUGCAGGUUCAUGCUGAAGAUGGUAAUUCAAUGAAUAAGAAAAAUAAAGAGGGCAUGCAGGGUUCUAAAAAGUCAGACAAGGACCGAAAAUCGAAACUUAUUGCUGAUACUUCAGAUAGAAAGAAGGCAGUAGGGCCUAUAAGGAAAGGAAAGCCUUCAAAACUGAGUCCUUUGGAUGAAGCCAAAGCCCGGGCUGAGAGGCUAAGAACCUAUAAAGCUGAUCUUCAGAAAAUGAAGAAGGAGAAGGAAGAGGCAGAGAUUAGACGACUCGAAGCAUUGAAGAUUGAGAGACAAAAGAGAAUUGCUGCUAGAGGCAGUUCUAUCCCUGCUCAGUCAUCAGUGCCCAUGCAAAGCAGGAAACAACUCCCAUCAAAACUUUCCCCAAGCUCUCGUAAGGGAUCAAAGUUUACUGAUGCUGAGCCUGGAUCAUCAUCGCCACUACAAAGAUCCAUCAGGACUGCUUCUGUGGGAUCAACUGAUUCUCACAAAGCCUCCAAACCCAGCAAAUUGAACACUGGAGCCCACUCCAGUGGAAAUAGAUUAAGCCAGUCAGUUUCAUCACUGCCUGAGCCGAAGAAAGACAUCGGCAGUGUAACUCCUGAUGCAAAAGCAUCUAUGGCAAGGAUUAGAAGAUUAUCAGAGCCAAAAACAAGCAGCAGCCCGCAUGUUUCUUCGGUGAAGUCACGGAACUCUGAACCAUCAUCAAAAACAAAAGUAUCAGGUGGGCCUGAAAGCAAAAAAAUAUCAGCAAUUAUAAACCAUGAUAAAAGCAAGAUUGCGUCUCUUCCAGAACUCAAAACCAGAACAGCUAAAGCACCUGAUGUUACCCACAGCAAAUCAGGAGGAAAUGAAAUAACACAGAAGGUGAAUGGAAGUACUUCUUCUACUGCCAAGGUUACUGAACCAAAUAGGAACAAGGAAAAAGUUUCAGUUUAUAUUGAUGGGGAUGACAGUACAGUAAUUGAGAAAACUGUUGUGAUGCUUGAAUGUGAGAAACCCUCCAUUCCCACAGUAAAUUCCUUAGAAGGAACUACAGCAGUACAGAAGGAACAUGAUGGCAUCUUUAAAAUAGGGAGGAAAACUGAGAUGGUGUCAGAUUAUGCUGCCACCAUUCGUGCACCAGUUUCUCCAGUGAAUGUUGAUGCGCUUGAUAAAGAACACCAGAUACAACAAAGACCACAAGCUUAUGAGGUUCAGAAGGGAAAUGUGAGUAACACUGAGAAGGAAUCAUCAAAAUUUAAGAGCUCAAGUGUUUCUGAAAAACCUUAUCAAGCCCCUUUUGCUCGGGUCUCUUCUUUGGAAGAUCCAUGUACUGAAAUUUCAGAGUAUGGCAGAGCACCUCCAACUAGCAUGCAGGCUGCAGCAAUGGAGUCAGAGAAUGUUAGAGCUCUUGUAGUUGAUUCUAAAAACUUGAAACUAGAAAAGAUUCCUGAAUUUUUGGAUAAGCCUCAGGUAAAGGAGUCAUCCAAAGGAUUUCGACGGCUGUUGAAGUUUGGAAGAAAGAGUCAUAGCUCAGCUACAAGCGAACGUAAUAUUGAAUCAGAUAGUGUCAGUGUUAAUGGUUCUGAGGCUGAUGAGUUAGUUGCAAACACUGCAUCUUCUAGUGAAGUUCAUAUGUUAAAGAAUCUGAUCUCUCAGGAUGAGACCCCAACAGCCGGCAAUACUCCACAAAAGGCUUCUCGCACUUUUUCCUUGUUGUCUCCAUUCAGAAACAAGACCAGUGAAAAGAAGUUGACAGCUUGACGGUGAAGGUGAAGUGGCAAAGCUUGUCUUCUUUUCUGUGGAUUUGGCUGUGAAUUGUUACAUAUAUUUUUUUAAUUUCUUUUUCCUUCUGCUAUGUGAAAAAAUAGGAAUCAUUAAAAAUAUUUUGGUAAAAAAGUUCUUUCUGGAGCCACUUUCAUUGGUUAAUGUUCUUCAGCUGAAUUGGUUUGUAGCAACAUCUCCACAUGAUCAUAUAUACUUUUUUAUCCACCAACCAAACAAAACCACAGACUUAAACAAAGAAUUCACUUUUAUUUUAUCCCCUACAUUUGUAAUAACUAUGGAGACGUCAAGUCAUUGGUUUGAUUUUGUA